AUGGGUUCCAUGCAGGCUAUCAUAAUUGCUUUACAUGACAAUCGUUAUCUACGUCAACUAACUCAUCCCGGUGUUGUUGGACAGUUGCCUAUUAGCAAGGAGUACACUAUUCUCAGCUUACUUCUAAAAAACUUUGCUGAAGCCGGCGUCACCAAGCCAAUCGUUGUUUGUCGUCCUCACCAAAGCGAAGAAAUAAAGCGAUGUCUUCCUCCUGACACAAAUUGUGACAUAAUCGAGGUACGAGGGAAGGCCACCAUUGCUGAGUGUCUUCUUGACUGCUGUGAUAAAAUUGUUGGUGCAUAUGGAGGUCGUUACAUCUGUGUCACCUACGACGAUUUUGUCAUUACUAAGAAUGUCAUUAAGGAUCUUUUCAAGAAACUCUGCCGCAAUGACAGUUACUUUGGAGCUGUCAUCUCCCCCUUCUCUCGUGAUUCGGCCUUUCGAGAUCAUCCUACCGACGUUAUCAUGCUCGAUAAAGACGACAAUUUGGCACAUUAUGUUGCAAACGCUAAGAAACAGAUCGAAGUUCCCCAGAGUCUUAAACAAAAGGAAUUAACUAUUCGUUCUGAUCUUCAUGACUCCGGUUUCUACCUCAUUACUGGCCUGUGUUAUAAGAUGCUGGAAGAUAAUAAUCGGAAUAAUGAACCGAAACAAUUCUUUACGGAUAUUGUUAAUAAACUCCAGUACACCCCUGUGGAGUACACAAUUGUAGAUCUCACAAGAAAUGCUCCUCCGAACUUCAAACUCCCUGACGUAAUGGUUAAGUGCAUGCAAGAACUUUGUCCAGAUCGAUUCGAAAAGCAAUACUGCAGGGCUUCUGCUCUGAUCGUAGAGGAUGCGGUUAUCUGUCGUCGAAUAGAAAGCUUUCAAUCCUACUUGGAUGCUGUGAAGCAGAUUAGAGCUGCUGGUAAACGUGAACAAAAGCCUCAAGAAAAAAAGAAGCCAAAGGAUUCUGGAAAUGAAGACGCCAAAACGGCGACAAUUUUCGAUUCGGAUAUUGGUGAUGAUUGUGCGAUAGCCAGCAGUGCAGACAUUCGAUCUAGUUUUAUUGGUCGCAACUGUACCAUUGGAGAGAAUGUGAGAGUCCACGGUUGCGUUGUUCUUGCUGGGACAACAAUAUUAUCCGACACACGACUCACCAACUGCCUUGUGGGUGAGGAAGCGAAGAUUGGCAUGAAUUGUAAUCUUACCUCCACCUCAGUUGCCCGUGAUCACAAAGUCUCUUCAAAUACGACGUUGGAAAAUGAUUUAGUGGGUUUUUCGGAAAUCGACUUUGACGAGUUGGUCUUGUAA
Molecule: messenger RNA, 1293 nt
Organism: Rodentolepis nana
Lineage: Eukaryota; Metazoa; Platyhelminthes; Cestoda; Cyclophyllidea; Hymenolepididae
Source: the annotation of a GenBank genome assembly